AUGUCUGGAGCCCUUGAUGUCCUGCAGAUGAAGGAGGAGGAUGUCCUCAAAUUCCUUACCUCAGGAACCCACUUAGAUGGCACCAACCUUGACUUCCAGAUGGAGCAAUGCAUCUACAAAAAGAAGACCUGCUGGGCCCUACUCGAGCCUCGCGCCGCGACCGUGGCCGCCUUGCCUGUGUGGACACGGGGGCAGCCCUCGUCACCUUCUCCACUGGCAUAUAUGCUGAGCCUCUACCGAGACCCGCUGCCUCGGGCGGACAUCAUCCGCAGCCUCCAGGCUCAAGAUGUGGAAGUGACUGGACAGAACUGGACCUUCGCUUUUGACUUCUCCUUUUUGAGCCAAGAAGAGGAUCUGGCAUGGGCGGAGCUCCGGCUACCGCUGCCCAGCCCUAUGAACCUCCCCAUUGACGGUCCACUCACUAUUGAAAUUUUCCAUCAGGCAAAGCUGGACCCAGAGCAGGACCCAGCUGACUGUGUGGAGCGUGUUCAGAUGGAGAGUUUCACUGUCACUCCGUCCCAGGUCACUUUUUCCUCGGGCAGCACAGUGCUGGAGGUGACCGGGCCACUCUCCAAGUGGCUAAAGGACCCCAGGGCACUGGAGAAGCAGAUGUCCAGUCUGGCAGGACAGUGUUGGCAUCAGCCCCAUUCUUCACCUGUUGCUGACACCAGCACCAAUGUGCUCAUGCUGUAUUCCAACCGACCUCAGGAGCAGAGGCAGCUGGGUGGUGCCACUUUGCUCUGGGAAGCUGAGAGCUCCUGGCGGGCCCAGGAGGGACAGCUGUCUGGAGAGAGGGGUCGAUGGGGCAGAAGGCACCGGAGACAUCACUUGCCAGACAGAAGCCAACUGUGUAGGAGGGUCAAGUUCCAGGUGGACUUCAACCUGAUUGGCUGGAGCUCAUGGAUCAUCUAUCCCAAGCAGUACAAUGCCUAUCGCUGUGAGGGCGAGUGCCCUAACCCUGUGGGGGAGGAGUUUCACCCUACCAACCACGCCUAUAUCCAGAGCCUGCUGAAACGCUACCAGCCCCACCGGGUCCCUUCCACUUGCUGUGCCCCUGUGAAGACCAGGCCCCUGAGCAUGCUCUACGUGGACAAUGGCAGGGUGCUCCUGGAACACCACCAGGAUAUGAUUGUGGAGGAGUGUGGGUGCCUCUGACAGAACCAGGGGACCGUGCUGAAUCGGCUUGCUCUCCACCAUGCUGGUGAACUCCAGGGAGACCUCACGGUGUCAAUCUAGGGAGCAAAAAAUGGAAGAGCUCUGCCUGCCAGGGCUAACAAGGAAGGCCUGUCCCCUGUGCAUACAGGGCUUUUAGACCUGCCAAACCAGAGGCUCCUGCAUGAAGGCAGGAUGGAGAAGCCUUGCAGGGGCUGGCUGGGCUCCCUGGAAAUAGGGGCUAUGAACUGUUUGAAAUUGUGUGCAAAGGUUAGGGUAUAUAUGUAUUUAUUUUGGACUGUCUGUAGCUUUCCUGUAUUCUCAAGUGGUCUGUGACCCACUGUCCUUCUCGAGUUUAGUAUAAUUUUAUUAGAUUAAACUAGCCAUUUGGCUUUCUUUGCUGGAAGCUGGGCUGGGGAGGCCCACAACUUUGUGGCUGGCUCACUGGUGCUAACAUGUUGGCCUUGGCUAGGGGCUUCCUGAUCUCUACUAAUGAGUUGUCUAAACAAGAAAGCCACUGUCCAGUUCUUCCAGGACCAGCUGGUGCCUUUAACCAGAGUGGUGGGCACUUGUCCAAGAGGGCCUGGCCAUGGUGGACUACAGAAGCCAG
This is a messenger RNA of Acomys russatus (golden spiny mouse), 1762 nucleotides long. It is a transcript of the gene Nodal, whose product is annotated as nodal growth differentiation factor. Gene Ontology annotation, biological process: SMAD protein signal transduction; BMP signaling pathway. Gene Ontology annotation, cellular component: extracellular region. The transcript has 4 exons. The coding region runs from base 1 to 1155 and encodes 384 amino acids. Gene Ontology annotation, molecular function: growth factor activity; cytokine activity; type I activin receptor binding. The record is from RefSeq and is a predicted model, not a curated record. Lineage: Eukaryota; Metazoa; Chordata; Mammalia; Rodentia; Muridae.